AUGGCGCAAAAUUUGAGUGAGGGUGUUUACAAAUGGACAGAUGAGCACACACGUCUGCUUAUCCGGUGGAGAGCGGCUAAUGAAGCCCUCUUCACCAGAAGGCGGAAUGCUGCCGUCAAAGGCUUUGAAGCUUUUGUGGAGGAGCAGGGCCUUCAAGGCAGAGUGACGGCAGCAUUUGUAAAAAAAAAAUGGGAAAACCUCAAACAAAAAUAUAAAGAACUGAAAUGUCCACCGACCGGUGUUAGCACUGAGGAUGGAGAGCCCACAGCAGCAUCUUGGAAAUGGUAUAGUGCCAUGGAUGAGGCAAUUGGGGGCAGACCCUCCAUCACUCCACCUGCCCUUAUUGCCUCAUCUGGCCCAGAUGUUGCUGUGUGUUCUUCAUCCUCAGUGAGCCCAGCGCCAGUGAGGGCUACACGAAAGAGGCCAAAACAUCUGGAGGACAUUAUAAAAGAGAUGGAGGAGAGGGAAGCAGAGCGAGAGCGGGAAGCUGCCGAGAGAGAGGAGAGACGUUGGAAAGAAAUGGAAGAGAAGGAGGACCGAAGAGAACGAGAGAGACAAGUGAGGCAGGAAAGACAAGAAAGAGAAGCAAGAGAAAGAGAAGAGAGAUGGCAACGGGAAGUGAGAGAGAGAGAGGAAAGGAGAGAGGGAGACCAGGGAAAGGGAUGAAAGAUUCCUUUCCCUCCUUGAAAUUCUUGC
This is a messenger RNA of Labeo rohita (rohu), 696 nucleotides long. Its product is annotated as luc7-like protein 3. The transcript has 4 exons. The record is from RefSeq and is a predicted model, not a curated record. Lineage: Eukaryota; Metazoa; Chordata; Actinopteri; Cypriniformes; Cyprinidae. Bases 1 to 666 code for a protein of 221 amino acids.